Messenger RNA from Pantherophis guttatus, 4173 nucleotides. NCBI's taxonomy places the organism in Eukaryota, Metazoa, Chordata, Lepidosauria, Squamata, Colubridae. The record is from RefSeq and is a predicted model, not a curated record.
UCAUGUAUUAACAACCGUAGUUAAUUUUUAAGCCCAUAUGUUUCUGAUUGUUACUUUAAGAACAAAGCUAUCUAUUUUAAUUUCGUAAGUGUUGCUUUGAGAUGAAUUUUGGAGAUGAAACUCAAUCACAUGCUUUUAAAUACCGUAUUUGUGAAAAAAGAGAAGGCAAACCAGGUUCUGAGGAUUCGGAAACGUGCUAACACUUUCUUGGAGGAAAUUCUCCCAGGAAAUUUGGAGAGAGAAUGUAGAGAGGAACAGUGUUCAUUUGAGGAGGCGAAAGAGAUUUUCAAGUCAAAGGAGAAAACGAUGGAGUUUUGGUUCGAUUACAAAAAUUCCAACCCCUGUAAAGAAGAAGAUACAUGUAAAAAUGGUGGAAUAUGUAGGGUCAAACACUAUACAUAUUCCUGUACAUGUCCCCCAAGGUAUGGAGGAAAUCAGUGUGAAAUAGAGAAAUUUGAAUGCUGGUACAAAAAUGGAGGGUGUUGGCAAUAUUGUCAAGAUACCGAACAUUCAGUUCAUGUGAUCUGCUCCUGUGAAACAGGAUAUACGCUAAAUGAAGAUGGGAAGAGUUGUACCCCCUCAGAUCGCUUUCCUUGUGGGCUGAUUAAGCAAUCCACACGUUCUUAUGAGGGAGGAAGAAUCACACAAAAUGAAACGAAUAUUCAUGAGAAUAUGACCAACUGGAAUCAGACGUUAAGUUGGGCUUCCUCAGGAUCGUUGAAUCUCACAGCAGAAACUGAAAAUGACUUGGAAAAGCUGAAAGGAAAUUUCACAGAAGAGGAUUUACUCAGAUGGCCAAAUAUUAACUACACAGAUAAGGAAGACCCCAGAAUAGUUGGGGGAUCUUUCUGCCGCCCAGGAGCAUGUCCUUGGCAGGUACUGAUUCAAAAUAGUAGAGGUUAUGGUUUUUGUGGGGGCAGCUUGAUCAGUAGUCGGUGGGUACUUACCGCAGCACACUGUUUCGAUGCCGUUAUUCCACAUCAAGUUACAGUGGGAGACUUUGACAAACAUCAGCGAGAACGAGAUGAACAAAAAGUGAGAGUACAGCACUACUGGAGACAUCCUCAGUAUAACUCACAGAACUACAACAAUGACAUUGCUUUGGUUCAAUUGACUAGUGAUGUGAUUUUUACCCAGAAUGUACUUCCUAUUUGCCUUCCUCGUCCUAACCUAGCUACUUUGCUGAUUGAAGACGUAGCCCAUGGAAUAGUUAGCGGAUGGGGUGCAACUUAUGCUAGGGGAAAGUUAACUCGCUUUCUCAUGAAAGUUAGAUUGCCCAUUGUGAGCAUGGAGACCUGUCGGCAGUCCACUGAGAAGCUCAUUACGGACAACAUGUUUUGUGCUGGCUAUGAUAAGGAAGGGCAGGAUGCUUGCAAAGGAGAUAGCGGUGGGCCUUUUGCUGUGUCUUAUCACAAUACCUGGUAUCUCUUGGGGAUUGUUAGUUGGGGGGAAGGUUGUGCUGAAGUGGGAAAAUACGGAGCUUAUACUCUCGUACCCAAUUAUAUGUCAUGGAUAAAGGAAGUAAUUGAAACUAAUUCUUGAAGUUUUUUUGCAUAACCUGCAGUGAAGGCCAAUCUGUAUAAAAUAUUUUUUUUUGUGCAUUUGGUAAUAUUUAACAACUUGAAUAGCCAGGUCACAUUGCAGGUUUGUUUCCUAAAGCUGGUCUUAACUGAAAUAAGCAAAUAAGUUGCCCUUUUCUUUGUACAGAAACCGAAUUGUUCUAUAAAUCUGUAUCAGCAUCUAAUUUAGAUUUAAGCAUAAGCAACUGGAUAGGUAGAAAUACUGCCUCAGUCCUCCCUCCCAAAGUGAUUUUUAACCCUUGUAAAGGACUGUAAGGAUACUGACAAAAAUAGCAUCAGUGUCAUGACACAAGUUGUUUCUUUCAUAUGUUUGAACAAGAUCAAGUUAUGCGUUAAAAAGGGUGAGACUUGCAAGGUGAUCCUACAACCCUGCUUUCAUCAUUCUGAUCCUAUCUUGAAAUCUUUCCCCCUACCCCCAUCUCCACAAAUGCCAUGGGGUUGUGUGAUCCUGCAGAGAGCAAUAGGCUAUGGUGGAAAAGGAAGAGCCAAGCAUUCAAUUUGUGUUUAUACAAACAUGUAUAAUUUGACGACUGACCAGACUGACAAACCAUUGUCAUGGAUUCACAAAAUACAUUUGAACUCUAAAAUAACCAAAGAUGAAAAACCUGCAGCUGCACAACUUGUCAUGUUUAGUUACUGUUACUCUUGAAUAGCUUUUUGUGUUGGCCAAAAAAGACCCCAUAAAAGCAUACAGCUGCAGGUUUUUAAUUGAUCUGGUUAGUCGUUUCUCAUUAUUUUCAGAAUGGUGGAUGCAGGAGCUGCUUCUGUCAAUCCAUUCCAUGCAUCUAAAUAACAAUCUAAGCCAAUGAUUGCAACAGUCCAAGGAGGAAAAUGGAAUAUAAGCAGCCAAUGAAACUGAAUUAAACAACAAAACUUUAAAAUAUAGGAAUAUGGUAGGAUUGCUUUUGAAAGUAAGAAUUGCAAUGUUAAGCACACUACCAUAUUUGAGGUCUCCAUCUCCACCCCCUGAUUCUGUUGGCAAUUUUUGUGCCAGAACAUGAUCAUUCAGCAGUACAGAUUGGUGGACAGGUUUGUUUCCAGAAUAUGGAAAAUAACUUUGUAAAUAUUCAGUAGUUUUAAAACACCUAUAUAUAGCCUAUAUAUAAACACUUAGGAGAUAGCCCACUUUUAUAUGGGCUAGCUCCUAAAGGUUAUACAAGGCGUAGGCUUCAGAUUCUGAAUUGUGCAAUGCAUAUUAUCUGAAACAAGAGAAUGUAACCCAGUGUUUCCUACUAGGAACAUUUACAACAGGAAUGCCAAAUCUCUUGAAACCUCUCCCAUAGAGGUAAAAUGUAAAUACAUAAGGGAUAUUCUCCCGCCGCCCCUCCCGAUGCCCGCGAUUAUAGUUCUUCCCCACUCGUUCUCUGAUGAAUAGUAUUUGGAGACAUACUGAAUGUGGAGGGUCUCGGGCACAGAACUGAAUUAUCCUUGAAUGAUGUGCUGUGGCAUGCAUUCCAUAAAGUGGGUAGGGCCAAAUGAAAGAAAAGAUUAGACAAUUUGAUUUCAUUCCAUUAAUUAAAUUUAAUGAAUUAUUUAAUGAAUGAGAUAUGGUUCAAAUAUUACUUUUGAAGCAGUAUGCCUAAGGAUAUGCAUUUAUGCCUCAUAGUUGUAAGAGUAUCAGUACUGUAUCUUGCAGCGAAAGGUUGGAACAGUAGUGCAAACAGCAAAGGAAUGCUAGAAUGACAGGUGCUUGAUGACAUUAUGGGCUUGCAUUUUGGCAUUGGAUGCGCACCAGUCAUGCCAUUUGCAUAACACCAUUGUCAGGCAGAUUUUGCCACUUGUUCCACCAUGCCCCAAACCCAACCUAUUGCAUGUAUCUGAACUACAAGAAAAACCUCUUCUUCCAAUAUGGAAAACAGGUCCACGGAACAUCAUCUUUUACAUGAUUUAAGCAAAUGGUGAGGGGAAAGAUAUCAAGAAAGGAAUAUCUCACAUUCUUCAAAUCAUAUUCCCAAAUAUAGCCAGGAUUGGAUCAGAAUGUGUCAUGGCAUGUAAGCAAAAAAAAGCUUUUGAGCGUUUUUACAACUGAACAGAUGAGACCGUGACUUAACCUUAACCCAUCAGACAGCAAAACAUUGCAGGAAUUUCAAUGAAUCCACGUAUUCCUAUUGUGAUCCUAAGCGUAUUGACUCCAGAUGAAUUGUUUUAAUAAUCAGCAUUAGGCCAUUGGAAAAGGCAGCUUUGUUUGGAACAGCUUACAUCCUGUGACAAUAUACCCCUUCAAGUAUUAAUAGCUGUCAAUCUUCCCAAGUCGUUGAAAAGAAUCUGAUGGAUAAAAUCCAGUGUGAACAUCUAUCUGACUCUAUAGUAGGAAGUGGAAUUUCAUUACUUCCAAUAUUGUUGCUUAAAUGCAUUCAUUCUGUGAUAAGCAUUAAAAUAAAUGACAAUGCAUUUACAGAAGAGAUGGUUCAGAAGAUUCUUAAACCCCAUGACAUAAACAUAUUAAAUGUUUAAUAUGUUCUUUCUUUCUCUUCAAAAAUGUGAUAUAUUUGUUCUUAAAGUUCCAAAGUAAAAAUGGUAUUUUUAAAAGAAAAAGAUUAUCAUAGUAUUUAAUUAGUUAACAGAAAUCUAUAUACAAUAUGUAAACAAAUAC